UAUAGAACCAAUAACCGCUCGUGCAAAAUUAAAGUGGUUUGAGCUGUUGAUAGACACGCACACAGACAGUUUAGAGACCAUCUGUUUAUUCAAACAUCACAGAACAUUUUCAGCCCACACUGUGUUGGUACUAAAGCUAUCGGAGAGUUUCUGGUAUUGAUUGUAGACUUGGAAGGUUGCUGGCGGACUCUUCCGGGAAUAUCGGAGGAAGGAGGAACGGGAUGGUGUCUCUUUAUCCUCCCCCUCAGGGUCAUGAGUGUAUCUGAGGGGGUUGGAGAAGGUUUGAGAGAGUUUUCAGGAUGGAGGUGAAGGGAGGCAGAGCUUGAGGAUCUCUGGACUCGACGCUGAAGGAGCACGCGCCGGACUUAACACACGUUCUCAGGUUCAUAGCAUGAAAUAAACCCGUCUUCAUCAUGGUUUCCUCAGCGCCAAGCAACACGACUCCACUUUGCUUCUCCAUCAACAGCCCGCCUUUCAUUCACAACCACACCAUCACCUCGGCGUACUUCUCGGCGGUCUUCAGCGGCCUCGGCUUGAGCUCCAAUCUCUUCGCUUUGGUGGUUCUGGCCAAGACCUUCCACCACACCAAGAGCCGAUCGCGCUCCUCGUUCCUGCUCUUCCUCGGCGGAUUGGUGUUCACCGACUUCAUGGGGCUGUUGGUCACCGGGUCCAUCGUGGUGUCUUUCCACAUCACACAUUUCAACUGGCGCCAACUGGACCCUCAUUGCCACUUCUGCAACUUCAUGGGCAUGUCGAUGGUCUUCUACGGCCUUUGUCCGCUGCUUCUCGGCGCCGCGAUGGCCGUGGAGCGAUUCGUAGGCAUCAACCGACCCUUCGCGCGCUGCACCGCCAAAUCCAGCAGCAGAGCAUGUUUGACGGUGGUCAUGGUUUGGGUCACGGCCGGCUGCAUCAGUCUCCUGCCGUUGGCCGGAUUGGGAAGCUACCAUCUCCAGAUCCCUGGUUCCUGGUGCUUCCUCAACAUCAGCUCCAAACCGCUGGAGAUGACCUUCGGUUUGAUCUUCUCGCUCGUGGGUUUGCUGUCGCUAGCCGUGUCGUUCCUGCUCAACACGGUGAGCGUCGUCACCCUACUGAAGGUGUGCUGCGGACAGGACAGUUCUCAACGGAGACGAGACUAUGAAGUGGAGAUGAUGGUGCAGCUGAUUUUAAUCAUGGCCAUCGCCUCCGUCUGCUGGUGCCCUCUACUGGUGUUUAUUGCAGAGACCGUGCUGUCGGGCAGCGAGCUCAACGUUCGCAGCCUGCUUCUCUGGCUUCGUUUUGCGACGGGGAACCAGGUCCUGGAUCCCUGGGUCUACAUCCUAUUCCGACGUGCCAUUCUGAAACGCAUGGCUCCCAAGAUGGACUGGUCCCGCGGCUCCAUCAUCAGCCUCUAUCCUACGCUCUCCACGUCCUUCCGAAAACUCACACGCGCCUCUCUUGGAGGGACGAUUGACCGUUUGGAUCAUGACCGCCGCAAUCCAGACAAACCCAGACGAGAGAACACAUCUCUACCUGUGCAGAACGCCACUGUGGAGUCUAGUUCCAUUUAGCAGCCAAGACUGGCAUUUAUCUUCUACUUCAUUAAUGAUUCACUGUCUAAUAUGGCGCCCAAAGUAAGGCAUGAGCCACCUUUUGAACCCUUCGUGUGUGGAGAAGUUCUCUAGUCGUACAUGUUUGAGAAGUGUAUAUUUGAGCUCUUACGACAUUACAAACUUACAUGAACUUGGAGAGCGAAGCUGUCGAGGAAAACGUACUGUAGAAACUUGCAGGCUUGAGUGGGAAAGUGGGCGGGGCUUGAUUUUUCCAGUUGGCCGGUGAUUGGAGGAUGGAAAGUGACGGUUGGAGGGGGAGGGGUUGAAAAGUAUGCAUGUUUGAUGUAUUUUGGGGGCGGAGCCUUUGCACAAUAGUGCCCGCCUACUUUCCAUCAGUUAAUGUAGUUUUUUGCAUUAAUUUCCCAUUUGUUUAAGAGUUAAACCAAUCCAUGAACCAAAUCAACCAACUAUGAGGUGA
Messenger RNA from Carassius carassius (crucian carp), 2007 nucleotides. RefSeq names its product thromboxane A2 receptor-like. The coding region runs from base 414 to 1547 and encodes 377 amino acids. The transcript is spliced from 3 exons. Lineage: Eukaryota; Metazoa; Chordata; Actinopteri; Cypriniformes; Cyprinidae. Gene Ontology annotation, molecular function: thromboxane A2 receptor activity. Gene Ontology annotation, biological process: positive regulation of vasoconstriction; positive regulation of blood pressure; inflammatory response. The record is from RefSeq and is a predicted model, not a curated record. Gene Ontology annotation, cellular component: plasma membrane.